AUGGCUUUCACGUCGGGAUCAAACGUACUGUUGAAAAACAUCCCAUAUCAAUUCAAGGAUGUGUCCCUACUUGAUAACAGAGCCUACAUUGAAGGUAAAUGGUUGCCGGCCGAGUCCGGAGCUACUUUUCCAGUCUUUGAUCCUGAAGACAACGUGGUCAUCUUUCGCGUUGCCAAUCUUACCGGUGUGGAGGUUCAUAAAGCUAUUGAUGCGGCGCAAACUGCCUUUCUCACCUAUAAAGAGUUUAGUCAUCGGAAGCGAAGGCAACUUUUACAUCAAUGGAUUACCGUUGUAAAGGAAAACCGAGACGAUUUGGCUGCCAUCUGCACACUCGAAUUGGGCAAACCGAUCACCGAGUCAUACGUCACUGUUGACUAUGGCCUGAGCUUCUUGGAGUGGUUUGAGGGGGAGAUUGAAGAAUUUUUACAACUCGAGAGCCCCAGGGAGUGGUGGCUGCCAUUACGCCUUGGAAUUCCCCUAUAG
Molecule: messenger RNA, 483 nt
Organism: Trichoderma breve
Lineage: Eukaryota; Fungi; Ascomycota; Sordariomycetes; Hypocreales; Hypocreaceae
Product: aldehyde dehydrogenase family domain-containing protein
Exons: 3
Coding region: 1-483 (160 amino acids)
Molecular function (GO): succinate-semialdehyde dehydrogenase (NAD+) activity
Source: RefSeq, a predicted model, not a curated record